This is a messenger RNA of Apus apus (common swift), 6219 nucleotides long. RefSeq names its product hydroxysteroid 17-beta dehydrogenase 3 (gene HSD17B3). Gene Ontology annotation, cellular component: endoplasmic reticulum. Gene Ontology annotation, molecular function: oxidoreductase activity. The transcript is spliced from 9 exons. Bases 4800 to 5873 code for a protein of 357 amino acids. The record is from RefSeq and is a predicted model, not a curated record. Lineage: Eukaryota; Metazoa; Chordata; Aves; Apodiformes; Apodidae.
AUGGCAAUACAAUAAAUUAUUUUCAAAAUACAUUAAAUGUACGAAGUACAAAGAAGAAUAGCAGCUAUUAUAGCUUAACAUUUGGCACAGUUGUGAUAAAGAUCACAAAUUCUUCUGUGGGAAAGAGGGGAAAACGUUGCCUUCUGUCUGCUUUCUGAGUUGCUGUAGUGAUGAGCAAAUGGGUAGGAUCUGGUGUAUACUGAAGUGAGGGCAAUAUGGAAAUAUGGAAUGGGUUCAAGACAUGGGGAGUAAACAUCAGAAAUGACUCAACAUUUUAUUUAGCACCACACCUCUGGGUGUAGUCACAUGCACAUGCAGCUUGUUUGAACUUACUUUGUGUGUGGGCACCUCGGGAUACUUUAUCCGUGUGGUGGCUGCAGGCACUUGUGAAUGUCUAGACCGGAGCCUCUGUCAUUGUUCUGCUUCCUUUGUGCUCUCUGUAUUAUGCAGGAAAAAAUCGCAUUUAAAAGGCCAGUUACAGCAUGUGGAUUGGCUGCUUUUUACCCCUAGAAAAAAUAGAACAACUACUGUGGUUUUGUUUUGUUGUUUAUUUUGGUAGUUUUAUUUUGGUUUGGUUUGUUGUUUGCUUGUGUUUUGUUAUUGGUUGUUUUGUUUUUUAACUUGCCUGGAACUGGCUAGAUUUUGUGCAACGUUUGUUCAUUUUUUUUGGCUUUUGUGGGAUGAUUGAGAGCCAUCUUUAUGCAUGCUGAGACAUACCUUCCUCCCGAGGUGGUCAGUUUGAUUGAAGCUGUGCUCAGCUACUGCUCUGUGGGGCAGAUUCCAAACACACACCACAUGAGCUCAUAGCUUGGCAUGUUAUCUUGCUGGCUGGGGUCAAAGCACACACUUGUGUGUGACUUGUGGAUAAAUAAAUCUGACCCUGCUGUUUUAAUGUCUGUGUACCUUUGGAGUUUCUGGCUCAGCACUACUCUCUUGCUCCUCUGAUGUUAGGGCACAAAAUUCUUUCAUGUUCUUCUGGCAGAGGUCCCUCUGGUGUUGUGGGUUGAUAUGAAGUCAAGCCUUGUUUGAGGGCCACAGUGUCUGUUCUUUUAGUCUGAGCUCUGACACCAGGUGAUUAAUCCCUUUCUGACAUCCUGACCUCACACAUGGGCUCAUAACGAACCGCAAACUAAUGUAAGUGCCCCACACUUUUGGUAGCACAUGGUAUAGGAGUCUUAAGGAAAGCAGUUCUUGUGUUCUGGAAGGCCAGUGGAAUAUUACUUUCUCUCUUCAGUGUUUUAUGUGGAAAUGCUAAUAGGUGGUUCAUUGAGUAAAACCCAGCAAACUGAGGUCCAGGGAAAUAUUACAACAUUUACUGGUUCAGCUAAAUACAAGUCUCUGCAAAAUCUGUUAAGCUCAAGAGCUGACUGGGGCUAUGUGAAGAGCCCAGCAGCUCUGAGAUCUCAGAAUAGUGCUUUGUUGAUGGCAGGAUGCAGAUUUAUUAGAGCUAAUUAUCGUCCGUUUCAUUUUCUGAGGUUGUGUUGAGAGGCAAAAACACACACACACAACUGGAACUUACCCAUUUCUGCAUGCAAGUCCAAGCUUCCAUGAAGUGUCUGUCCAUAUUUCUAGCACAUCAGGUUGAUUUUGAAUUACUGGCUUCCUUAAGCAUAAAGAUCAUGAAUUUUAAGUGAUUGUGGUGAUGUCAGAGUACUGGGAUUUGGGAUCUAAUUUUCUGUACUUAUUUUGAAAGCCAAGAUUUCUGUUAGAUUUAGUCCAUUGGUUCUUGGGAUGGAGGGUGUUUAGGCUCACCAGACUUUUAACAAGGAACAAAAGGAAGUCAGCUGUGAGCAUGCUGCUUGGCUGUCACAUCUCUACUCACCUGUUAGCGUUUCAGGCACAGUCUUGUUUGUUCUGUUUUUCUGAUGUAAUAACUACAGAUGUUCUUAGCAUCUGUUACUGGCUUAGCACCUCAAACAUACUGGGUUUAUGGACAAGGCCAUGCCAUACUCUGAAACGUAUGGUUUGACCUCUGCACACCUCUUGUCUGAUGCUAGGGCACAAGCAGGAUGCUGGUGGCUCACAUGAUCACUUUUUGUUAUUGUUAAUAGUCUGUAACACUGUUGUAAGUCAGGCUAGCAUUUGUGUCUAAAUUAGUGUUUUAGCAGACUAUUUUAAGACAGGCACUGAAUUCAUUCAUUAAUACAACGGUUUCUCAAAUCUUAAAUCUUUGUUUCAUUUCCUGAAAAUUGUGUGUAAUAUUAGCAGCAAUGUAAUACAAGCUAAAAUAGGAUCAGAGUUUUCCUGCUCCAGUUGCUUAUGUAGUCUAAUUUAUCCAUGUGGUCCUGGAUUUAUUCCUGGAAGUAGUGCUGUUCUACUUGUGUUGCACAGGUGCAGAGCUAGCAGAAAGCUUGCAGAACCCUCAUGCCCUGUCUCAGCCCUAGUCUGGUGGACCAAAAAAGGGUUGACAGAUUUGAAUCAUAGAGACCUUAUAGGUCUCAACCCCAGGGCAAGGAAAGAAAAGGAGUGAAGCACUGUUCUGGAGGAAGGAGAAGAAUUUAUUUUGUAGUAGGUAGAAAUUUACAGUAAGCAGCAACAUAUUCCAUAGAGCAUUAAUAGGGAUUUUAAAAUAUUUUAUCUAGUGAUCUGUGUACAAUAUAACCAGUUUCUCCGUGUUACAUGCAUUCUUUGAAUCUAGGACCCAUGUCUUGCCUUUCAUGAAGCUUUAUUGUUUAAAAAUUCACCCCAGACUGAGCUGCAAACAUGUGCUAGAAAAUGCAGAGUGACUUUACACUAAUUUAAUGUUGAUGUGAACUUUUUAACAAUGGCUCUGAGAUUUCAUAAUGCAGCUCCUGCUUGAUCUUUCUUUAUUAUUAGCCCAAUUUCUAAAGACUAGGUUGUUAUAAUUCCUUAUGGCUGGAGUUGGUGAUCUUAGAUUUUAGCAGGCCAAGAGGUUCUGGAGCAUUUUAGUCCUUUGCCACUUGGAGUCAGGAUUUCCUAACACAAGCAGCUUCACGUUACACUGCUGGGAGCCGGUGCUUAUUCUUAACUGUGAGGGGAAAUGCCAUCCUCUAACGUCAAAGCCUUUUUAUUUUAGAAAAAUUCUUUGUACUAAAGACUUCUAUGCUAAAAGUUAUUUUUAUUUUAAAUGCGGUAGUGUUUAAACUGAUUUCACCUAUGCUGUGAGUGGCAUGGAAAUACUUUUCUAAGCACAGUGUAUUUUGUUUGCUUGAGGGUGCCUUUGAACCUCAUGGUAGUUACCAUGUUGUGUAAAACCUAUUUCUGAAAAGGAUGCAGGUUUUCUGUGUGGUUAAGGAAGCAAAAAAGAAUAGUCAGGUAUAUAGUCACUUUUGCCUUGAGAAAUUACUGCUACGGCUUGUGCUUCUGGUUAGCCUGUUACACAGCAGCAAGGGAGAGUCCUCUCACCUGAUGGGUAACAAUUUUAUAUAAUUCCCACAAACAUGCUUUUAGUUGAAAUAUAAUUUUUUACUUAGGUUUUAGGAGGGAUUUUUUUCUGCCAAGUGAACUACAGAGGCAUAGCUGAGAUUAUACUGAGAAACCCUGUGAAGCAGAACUUUGUUUUACUCUGUAUAUGAUAUGGCUGAUACUUAGUUUUGGGUCUGAAGGCACAAAAAUUAAAAUAAUAGCCAACUACACACCCCCAAAUGGCAGAAAGGAGCAAGUGACCAUGAAAACAGAGACCGUAUCCCUGACUGGAAACAGCUUGAGUCAAGCUCAUUGUGGACAAAGGGAAAUCUGCCAGUAUGUAGGCAAUUAGAGUUUUCUUCUGAGAACUUAAAAUGGAGCCCUUAAAAUGAGCUUUCAAAACUCCCAAAUGCCUAAGUCUGUGCAGAUCUCUUUGGAGCACUGAUCAAUUAUGUGAGAGGGUCUCCAAAAGCACAAAAUUGUGACUGCAGUCUUUGUGCUGAAAAUGCAAAUAAUCUUGGCUGAUACAUUUAAUAGAUGCUCUGUCCUUCCUACUCUGGAUAUAGUAAAUUUCUUAACAAUGGUCCUUAUUCCUUAAUAUUCUCUGCAUUGUUUCAGAAGAGGCCAACUGGACAAACUCUUUCCCUCAAAUAGGUUUAGGGAGAAAGCUUUGCAGGGAGUAAGCUAUGGAAAUGAACGGUCUUUAGUGUGUGGGCUUCACCAGAUAAUUUCUCCUCCUAAGCAAACCUGGUACUUCCAGAUGACAUAGGCUUUAUCUUUUGUGUUGACUAAUUUAGCUCUCUUUCUCCUUGCUUUCUUGGGCAUUUUUCUAGUUUCAGCUUUGUCUUUCCUUUCUUUAUACACACAACUCCAUUAGAUUUUGCUUUUUAGUAACUUUGUUUCACAAGAUGAGGCCAUGUUUCUCUCUCAAGCUUUGCCUAAAACUCUUUAACUGAUGGGAAUGGAAGGCCUUGGGAUAACAGGAGAAAAGCAUUCUCCAUUUGUUCUGCAUUUGUUCUGCACGUGGUAAUACUAAACUGACUAUAAGUGGACUACUGUGUUAAACAGUGUUUGCAGCUAUAAAUGUAAGCUAUUGCCAGUAUCUUUGUGGAUGUACAUUUGUGAGGUUGUAUUUUUAAUUUUUACACAUGGACCUCACCAUUUUUCCUUGUUUGUUUUGGUUUAGUUUACAUCAAAUGAAAGAAACAGUUAAAAUUUAUCCAUCUGGCCUGCAUAAGAUUUUAUUCUAUUAAAAAAAAAAAAAUAAAGUCCAAAUACUUUCAUAUUCUUGAGCCUCCAAAUCAAUAUGCUUGUUCUGUUUCCUCAGGAUGAAAAAAUGUAAGGCUGGAAGGUGAUGUUGUGAAAUGACUAGGAAGCCCUUGAUGUAUUUGGCCUCCCAAAUCCAAGUAAAAAUGAAAAUGUGUUUCUAGGAAAUGUCAAGUUGCUUUAAAACCCUGCAAACUUUCAUUCAUUUGAAGUUAGCUCAGAUUAAUUAUUUCUGUUCAUAUUACUGGGGUUUGAUUGUUGUCUGGUAUAUUUUUCUUGUAGGGGUCCAAGAUUAUACAGUGAAGGAGAUGUUUUGGAAGACUGUUAGAAGCCUGAGUAUUGUUUGGCCUGGUUUUAAUAUGUGUUGUUUUCCCGUUAGGCAGGUAACAGGUGAAUUAAAGCAAUUUAAAAAAAUCCGUAGUGUUUUUUCUUAUUGCAAAAUUGUAAAAAUUUUAAAGAUUUUUGCCACCCUACUGCUUUCUAACAACUUUUAUAUUCCUAUCUUGCAGCUGGCAAAACGUGGAUUAAAUGUAGUCAUGAUAAGCAGAACUCUAGAAAAACUGCAGAGAGUAGCCUCUGAAGUUGAGCAGGCCACUGGUCAAAAGGUGAAGAUUAUACAAGCUGAUUUCACAAAAAAUUCAGUAUAUGAGAGCAUUGAAAAAAGUCUGCAAGGUUUGGAUAUUGGUGUUCUGGUUAACAAUGUUGGAAUGCUUCAUAAUCCCCUUCCAUGCCGCUUCCUUAAUGGACCUGACAUAGAUGAGAACCUCAUCAACUGCAAUAUUAUUUCUGUUACAAAGAUGACAAGAAUAAUUUUGAAACAAAUGGAGCCAAGGAAAAAAGGUCUUAUUCUGAAUCUGUCUUCUGGUCUGGGUACUUUCCCUUGUCCGUUAUACACAAUGUACUCAGCUUCUAAGGCUUUUAUAAGCACUUUCUCCAAAGCACUGCAAGCAGAGUAUAAGGCAAAGGGAAUUAUCAUACAGGUGGUGGCACCUUAUGGCGUUUCUACUCCAAUGACAAUGUAUCAAAAACCUGGUCUUAUUACAAAGACAGCAGAAGAGUUUGUUAGUGAAUCACUAGAUUAUGUCACCUUUGGAGAUGAGAUUUUCGGAUGUUUAGCCCAUGAAAUGCUGGCCUGUGUCCUGCAAUUUGUCCCUUUAUGGGUGUUCCACAGCAACAUACUUCAAGAAGCAGUCCUGCAUGCAUUUACCAGCUAUCUGAAGAAGAGGUGGAGGAAACCCUAGCAGAGUAACUUUUUUCAGAAGAUGUACAACAGCAAACCCCAGCAGGAUGCUGUGACUCUAUCUGUGUGAAUGCAGAAGGAAUCAAAUGAGUUUGAGUCAUAGCUGCAUCCAAAUCACCUAUCAAGAGAUAAGUGCUUUGAUCCAAUUUAUUUAUUAAGCAAAUUAAUUCCUGUCCCUUUCCAAAGACCAUAAAAUUUGGUUUUCUAGAGCUGUUAUAGUGACUUUUGUGGGCCUUAGAUAGCUUCUAAGGAAUGUAUGUUACUAUUUUAACAUAAGCUUGGAGGCCACAGAUACUUCUGCUUGUUUGAUGUUCAUGAAUAAAACAAUUACUUGCUUCAUUUCCAAA